CCUCACUGUCCCGUCGGUGUUUUUUCUUGAACUGCGCCGUGAACGAGCUUCUCCUUUGUUUUUAGACUACUUUACAAUGAGGCGACGAGCUUAAAUGUUACUGUGAGUGAAGAAGGGACGUCGACGCGGUUAAAUGCGAGGUUUUAACUCACCUGGCCGCGUGGUAACAGGAUCUGUUCAUCAGCUUUAAAAAGAAAUCAAACAGCCGCAGAGGAUCAUCUGACCUGAGCUGACGCUACUGAUAUCUAUCAGAGCAGAUGUCAUUUUGACUUUGAGAAUGAAUACCGACAUCCCUUACAACCAGCUGGUGGACGUGGAGAGAAGGAGACAAGAACACAACAGGAAAGAACAAGUGUAUUCCAGGUGUGUGCUCGCUCUGGCCACUGUGGCCACUUUGCUGCUGGUCGCCACGGCCUUCUACAACCUCCUGACACCAAGGGUUUCCUCCUCCCACCCUGCCCCGAGCAGCAGCCUCCGUCUGGCCCAGGGCGAGUCCUGCUCAGACCCCUGCAAGAUCGUUCUGGUGGAGAGCAUCCCUGAAGGUCUAGAGUUUAACUCCAGCACCACCCACCCCUCCAUCUUCCAGGCCUGGAUCAAUCUGAUGGCCGAGGCUCGCAGCAGUGUCGACAUCGCCUCCUUCUACUGGACGCUCACCAACAAAGACACUCACACUGAAGAGCCGACAGCCGACCAGGGUGAGACCAUUCUGAAGACUCUAGCUGAGCUUUCAGGGAAGUUGUCUGUUCGUAUCGCAGUGAACACGCCACAGAUGAGACAACCGCAGGACGACCUGAGACUGCUCAACGACUCAGGAGCUGAUAUCAGGACAGUUAAUAUGAAAGCGCUCACCUCAGGCGUCCUCCACACUAAAUUCUGGGUUGUAGACAAGAAACACAUUUACAUUGGCAGUGCCAACAUGGACUGGAGGUCCUCGUUACACGUGAAGGAGCUUGGCGCGGUGGUCUACAACUGCAGCUGCUUGGCCACAGACCUGGGCAAGAUCUUUGAAGCCUACUGGUUCCUGGGGGAGAGUCAGUCAGUCCCAUCACCGUGGCCCUCCAGCUUCACCACCCUCUACAACAAGGACACACCCCUCCAGCUGCCACUCAACAACACGCCGUCCAACGUCUACCUGUCGAGUUCCCCUCCGUCCUUCUGUGCUGCCGGGAGGACUCCAGACCUUCAGUCCGUCCUGAGUGUGAUGGAGGAUGCCCAGAGCUUCAUCUACAUCGCUGUCAUGAACUACCUGCCCACCAUGGAGUUUUCACAUCCUAAAAGGUAUUGGGCAGACAUCGACACCCAGCUGAGGCGAGUGGGAUACGAGAAGCGGGUCAAAGUGCGCCUGCUGAUCAGCUGUUGGGCCAGCACCCAGCCGGUCAUGUUUCCCUUCCUGAAGUCUCUGGCAUCAGUUUAUGACGCCAAGAGCAAACUGGACAUCCAGGUGAGGUUGUUUGUGGUGCCUGCCAGCCCCAAGCAGAAGGAGAUCCCCUUUGCCAGAGUCAACCACAACAAGUACAUGGUCACUGACAAGGUGGCCUACAUAGGUACGUCCAACUGGUCAGGUGACUACUUUGUGAACACAGCUGGCUCGGCACUGGUUGUCAACCAGACUGCAUCACAGACCUCGGAGCCAACCGUCCAAUCACAGCUGAAGGAUGUGUUUGAGAGGGACUGGAACUCCGACUACAGCACUCCUCUAACCCAGCACUCAAACCUCAAAGACUUGUGUUAGUUUCCAUAGCCAGUGUUACAAAUACCACAUCAGUCUACAUUGGGGUACCACAGCUGGACUCUGCUGUUCAACACAUAUUGCAGUGCCAUAGUUGCACAUGUAUUUAAGUAUUCAAAUUGUACUGCAUUUUGUACUAGUCAGUCUAGUUCUCAGACGACCUCUCAGCGGAGUAGAGUUUCUCCGUUGGCCAAGGAUCAAAAAGGACUUUGUGUAGUGUGUAAUGUGCCGUCAAACCAGUAAACUGCCUAGUACUUCCAGUCUCUACCACUACCAGGGGUUCUUCAAGGGUGCUUGAUUUAUUUUUUUUCUUUAAGAUGAGAAUUACUUUGCAUCUCUUUCCUGUUUCUAUCAGAGGUGGCCGGGGUUCAGACUACAUGUGUGGGCAAUAAGCCAGAUAAGACUUAAGUUAAUGAGAGUGAAACAGGUCAGCAGUCAGAAUGUUACCAGCAUUGGCACACACCAUGAACAGACAUGUACCAUUAACUUGAAUGAAUUAAAUCAUGGUUUCUGUUGUGCAGUGCCAGUAGCAGCAGGGGGUGCUGUUUUAGUUUUCCAGGUCAGUUUAACGCUGAGGUACAGUGAUGUUUUCAACUGGCUCCCAUAGUCACGCCUUAAGGGAUCAAUCACAAUGCAUUUCUCAGUGGGAGUUUUUUUUUUUUAUCCCAGCUCAUCUCAGGGAGUGUUUUCUUAAAUAAUCUUUUUUUUUGGUUGAAUCUGGAAUAAUUAAUGC
This is a messenger RNA of Morone saxatilis (striped sea-bass), 2462 nucleotides long. RefSeq names its product phospholipase D family, member 3 (gene pld3). The record is from RefSeq and is a predicted model, not a curated record. Lineage: Eukaryota; Metazoa; Chordata; Actinopteri; Moronidae. Gene Ontology annotation, molecular function: catalytic activity. The transcript is spliced from 13 exons. Bases 278 to 1732 code for a protein of 484 amino acids.